Messenger RNA from Peniophora sp. CBMAI 1063, 2979 nucleotides. The record is from the annotation of a GenBank genome assembly. NCBI's taxonomy places the organism in Eukaryota, Fungi, Basidiomycota, Agaricomycetes, Russulales, Peniophoraceae.
AUGCCCCCAGAAUAUUCUGACGACCCAUUAAACGACAAGCGGAGCCUUGACGCGCACUCCGGACCGGACGUGGAAGCAGACUUGGCCGACGACGACUCGGACGUGUUUAUCUAUCCAGGCGCAGAGCCUGCUGCCACGAACGACGAGGACGAGGAGAGCGACGAAGAGUUCCAUUAUCCCGGCGCAGAUGAGCCCGCCGUCCCCGCCCCCGUGCCGAGUGCACCAGAGCCCGAGACCACCGCGCAGGCCAUCCCAGCUGCCCCGCGCGAGCCUUCGCCAGUCGUGUCUCCCCUCAACGCACCCUAUGCUACAGACGACACUGCAUCCGCCGCCACGGCUACUCCCGAAGAGCCACCCGUGCGGUCGCGUGCGCCAGAACCUACCCGAGCCCAGCUCGAGUCCUUGUACGCUGGUGCCUCGGCGGGCGACCUGGAGGGCUUCCAAAAGCUCGUGAACGACGUCGCAAAGGCUAGCGAGUGCGAGCCUUUUGCGCUCGUCAACGACGCGACCAGCCGAACGGGACUUACGCCGCUACAUGCCGCUGCCAGUAGAGGUCAUCUGGAUAUCGUCAAAUGGCUUAUCGAGGGAUGUGGAGCAAUACCUGACUUGGAGGAUAAAGAGGGAGAGACUGCAGUGCACAAAGCGUCUCUUCAAGGUCAUAUUGAGAUCAUCAAGUACCUCCUCCCUACAAAAUCCGAAGUGCACGCAAAGGAUGCCGACGGUUGGACGGCAUUACACAACGCUUGCUCCAAGGGUUAUCUUGAUAUCGUACGAUGGCUAUGCGAGAACGGCGGGGCUGCGAAGCCUGUCGAUGGUGUCCCGGGUGUUGAUGUCCGGAGUAAUGGCGGAUGGACACCUUUGAUGAAUGCUGCAUCAAAGGGCCACUUGCCGGUUGUUCUGUAUCUGCUCACAAAGCAGUCGGCGGACCCGCUGGUUCGCAAUAACUGGGGCGAGACGGCCUACGACGCAGCUGCGGCUGUUUUCGAAGUGUGGAUCUGCGAGGUGCUUGCGCGCUUCGAGGCUGAGAAAUGGCGCGGGUCGACGGCGUCUUACGAUCCUCUCUCGGUUCAUACGACUGUACCGCUCAUUCUAUACGAGAACCAACGCCUUGACAUGCGGAUCAAGACGCUUGCCGUCUCUGGUGGUCGUCCGCGAUUCACCGCCUCCGGACUCGGGCGACACGGGCGCCGUCCACCAUUUGAGCUGAAGCUCUUGGUACCCGACGAACGCACAGGUGACAAGACUGUCGGCGCGUGGAGAAGCGAUGUCCAGCUACCACUCCGUGAAGACCCACUCAAGUUGCCUGUGCCCGGCUCGAGAAACACUGUACCCGAGGGUGCAGAGCGUAGUCAUUUCUGGCUAUCCGACUGGACUUUGGAUGUCACGCAUCCCGGCGUGGACGCAGAGAGUGGUUGGCAAUUCGCAACAAGCUUCGAUGACCCAGACGAUCAAUGGACGCCCGAACCUCCAGCCCAGCUCGAACGGCUCUUGCACGGUACCUCCGUAAUGCCAGGCUUGAGCCCCUCUUCUAGCUCGCGUCGGUCGAGCGCAGGUACCUCCAGCUCGCAGAACUGGGUUCGCCGACGUCGCUGGGUACGCGUUAUGCGUCGUCGACUCGAUAUCCCGCCUUUGCCAUAUCUCGGUCCGGACGGUGGAUUGUACCACUGGUUGCCUGACGGCGCGAUGGUACCCUUUGAGGAUACCAUUAACGAAUACCAGUUCGAGCAUGAAGGCGAUGAUGAGGGCCAGGAGCUCGGUGCUAUGCCCCCCAACCCGCUCGCAGCUGCGCAGGACUAUGUUGCGCGCGCGAGGUAUCUGGCAGGCGAGCAGGAUGAGACAGAGGCAGGGCCGGCGUCGGCCGUUGAAGCGCGCAGGGCGAUCGCGAAGCUCGAAAGAGCCACAACAGAGCUGAGGCAGGGUAUCAUAGGUGACUAUGAUCCUGAACGUAAGACGCAUGCGGAGGUUCUGCUCAACGCGUAUGGGCGCGAACUCGAACGACGCAGAUCGGCAGCGCAGCAGCAAGGCUUGCUCCUGAAUAGCGAUGCCCUGAGCGAGUUUGAAGAUGACGACGACGACGAUUCCUCCUUCCACUACCCCGGUGCAUCACCCGUAGAGACGACCUUCCGCGACGCACGCUCCGUCGCCGGUCGAUCAUACGCCGGCACAGACUACUUCGGGCGCGCAGCGUCGUCGCGCGCUCCCACAGAUCUGACGCCACACCUCGCACAAGCGCCCGAAUUCCGCGUGCCUACGCACGAGGCACCGCAAAAGGUCGUGACGCCAAUGUUCUCGCCUCCUACGCCGCAUGAUAUGAAUGCGAGAUGGGAGAGGGAUCACCAGGUCUCGACAUGUAGAGACUGUCAGAGGCGGUUUACAUUCAUCCUGCGAAGACACCAUUGUCGCAGAUGCGGUCGUAUAUUCUGUGACCGUUGCUCUUCUUACCGGUCAUUACUCGAUCCAUCGGACAUUGUGCACGACCCCGCAACUGGCGAAAGCUCUACUGCGUCGACGUCGAUGCAGCGCGUGUGUCAGUCAUGCUACGAGGCCGUGAACAUGACAGUUCCGAGCCCACUGCAGGGUAGCCGCGUCGCAUCGAUGGAACGGAUCUUUAUCGAGUCGGGCAGGCUCUCUGUUCCGAGAGUGGCGAGGCAGUCGAGCUCGCAGCUGAGCGACUUGAAUGAAUGCCCCGUGUGUAGCCGAAACUUGAGCGAGCUCGGUACGGCGUCCGAACAGGAGGCUCAUGUACGUUCGUGUCUCGAGGGCGACACGAGCAAGAGCCCGCAAGUCGCGCGGUACCUUGUCUACAAGCUUCCAGCCGAGAGCGCCCUCAUUGGCAUCGAGUGCGUUAUCUGUCUCGAAGAGUUUGUUGUUGGUUCUACGGUUGCCCGCCUCAGCUGUCUAUGCAGCUUCCACAAUAAUUGCCUGUCCUCUUGGUUACAACGCGGCAAAAGCUGUCCUGUCCACGCUAGGGAUCCAUAG